This is a messenger RNA of Saccostrea echinata, 3828 nucleotides long. RefSeq names its product disks large homolog 1-like. The record is from RefSeq and is a predicted model, not a curated record. Gene Ontology annotation, molecular function: protein binding. The transcript has 7 exons. The coding region runs from base 329 to 2212 and encodes 627 amino acids. Gene Ontology annotation, cellular component: plasma membrane. NCBI's taxonomy places the organism in Eukaryota, Metazoa, Mollusca, Bivalvia, Ostreida, Ostreidae.
UUUCUGUGACUUCUUGCCAUUAUAGAGGCAUUGUUUUAAUGUAAUAAUUGAGGAAGUUUUUAUUGUGUUUGUCCGUGUAUACAUCUAUUAAGUGUUACCCAAGGGAAGUUGUAAUCAUUGUAACAUGUGAUCACAAGCAAUUAGUGGAGUAGACAUACCACCCUUAGAGAAAUCUGAACACUUCCAUUGAUUUCAGAAAAAAUUAUCUCAUCCACUACCUGUAAAGGCAGUCAACAGAUUGAUGAGAAGAUUAGUUAUAUAACUUGUGACAGAUCACCUUGUAAAAUUUAUAUUUUACACAAUUUGUGAAGUGCAUCAAUUAACAGACAUGAAAUAUUUCCAGGCAAUUUACCCACAGAGAGAACAUAGGACGUGGAGACCGCUGGUGAAGAGUAGAAAGAAAGCGGUACCCUCCCACCCUCCACAGCGAUCCUCCCUUGUCAUGGGGGAAACCCAGAGGGGAGAAGCGAUCCUCCGAAACCUGGCUCAGCAGCAGCUGUCCGACAUUGAGUAUCGACAGUUUAAGUACGCCAUCAACAACUUCCAGCAGACAAGAUCCGUCCCUACAUUGUGCCAUCAGCUCAGACCUGUGAUAAACACCACCGAAAAACUCCUACUUCUGGUGGAGCUCAGCAACAGAAUCCCGAAAUCCCUCCAGGAAGAUUUCCACAGACUCUGUAGCAUUCAGUUCCCAAAUUACGAGACUUAUUUACGGAUCUACAGCAGUGACAACGCAAUGACAGAAAUCCCGAAAGUAAUUGCUCAAGACUCCUCGGGAAAAUUCAAAAUUGUGUCACAUGGCAGCGAGAAAAAAAUCCUUGUAGACUAUAAUGGUUAUAAAAAUGGUGACUUAAUAUCGCAGCAUGGAACAAGUGUAACAAGUGGAGUAUACAGUGAAAAUGACGACCUGACGUCAUUAAAACAAAACGAUAAAGAUGACAUGUUUGUGUGGUCUCCGCAGUAUGGGAGAAUUGACUCUAGUAAAUCAGCGUUUGUGACCAGGGACACUUACGACGUGGGGAUCAGACGAGUGUUCAUUGCCAGACGAGAUGACGGGAGCCUGGGUCUGGGGAUAAUCGGGGGUAGAGAGUAUGGGUCGGAUAUUAUUGUCAGUGUGGUGGAUCCAGAGGGGCCUGCAGCUGAACAGGGUGUACGAGCGGGAGACAGAAUUCUGGAGGUGAAUGGAACUGACUUUAGACAGAUGUCACAUGCUGAAGCUGUAACACUGAUGAGGAAUGCCUGGAAUGUCAUCAUGAAGGUCCAAUCAGCUGCCAGCUACAGACACAAUCAGACUCGAGAUCGAGAUGUACAGGUUCGUGAGAUUGAGCUCAUUGUGUAUCCGGGAGCAGAUGGUAGGCUAGGAUGUUCCACUAAUAGGCAAAAUAGAAUCCGUUAUUUGCUGGUGAAGGAAGUUGACAAAAAUUCUCCAGCACAGAAGGCAGGAAUAGUUGUGGGAGAUUACAUCACCAAGAUAGAUGGAGUGGACAUCCGAUCUCUAACAGAGAAACAGAUUACCUCCCUUACCCGGUCUAAACGUCUUAUCAUCUGUGUUAAACGCUUCGUACAGGACGACGGUACGGGCCAGUUAGUUCCUGUUGGACUCAAAAACUUGCGGAAUUUGAGUGGUGAAUUCGCACCAGAAUCUUCCUCCUCCCCUGUCUCUAAGAAAUUUAACAAUUCCUUCAGCUCUGACUCUCCCGAUGGUCUUGGGGAGGACUUCAAUGCCUCCGACUACGACCCAAUACAGCAUGUGUACAAGAGUCCAAGUCAACUCCACCUAGCCUCAGACCCAGAGAAAAACCCUCAUCACCGUCGACCCAGUAUACACGACUCCACGGAUAACUGGCUACUGUCCCCCAAAGGACAGGCAGCUAGGAAGUACUUUGAAAAGCUCAAUUUUAUCACUACCCCAAAUGUGACAGCCCCUCAUCAUCCCCAUUCACGUAGCCACUCGGCAGACAGUCGUGGAAAUCAGUUCGAGCGCAGGAGCCGUGCGAUGCAGAAGAAUGUACCUCCUGCAGUGUUGGGUAGAAGUGCUGCACGGUACGUGAGAAGUCGAUCACAGUCUCCUCAUCAGAGUCGGAGGAUGUCACGACGUGAUCAGGACGUCAUGAUGGCGCUUCAGAUGGGGAUGGAGAAACGACAACGAGCUAUCAGGCUGUCUCUGUAUCAAACAUCACCACCUAGUGAUGACUUUGACUGGGACUUAUAGAGACAGUGCCAUCUAAUGACAAAUAGUGACAGCGCCAUCUAGUGAUGACUUUGACUUGGACUUAUAGUGACAGCGCCAUCUAGUGACGACUUUGACUUAUAGUGACGGAGCUAUCUAGUUACCAUUUUGAUGGGGACUUAUAGUGACAGCAGCAUCCAGUGACAACUUUGACUGGGACUUAUAGUGACAGCACAAUCUAGUGACGACUUUGACUGAGACUUAUAGUAAAAGAAUCUUUAUAACUUGUGAAAUUUACAAAGCUGUUGUCUGAGUUCAUAUUGACAUAAAGUACAAAGUAUUACUAGCUCUAGAUUGCUCAAGAAAACUUGGUCACUACAAAAAAUAUGGUGUAUGAAAAAUCCAGAUACCUAAGAGUACCAGGGAGAACAUGUAUGUUUUAUUAAAGUAAGUUUUGGACUUCAGUCUUUCCUUCUGGUCUGGGACUUUGGACUUGAAGUAAUAACUUUCUAUUUUUCUGGAGUUAUGCCUUGAGGGUAACCAAGUGUUACUUGUACGUGAAGGUCUUGAGGUUGAUAUCUGUGAUAUUAGACAUUGUACUAGCAGGUUUUACACGUAACUGAAAAAAUGUUUCUUCGGUGAAUGAGAUGUACAAAGUUUUGUUAUUUUAAGCUUUCAUAAUCUCUUACAUUGGUACAAAAUGUAUGUAUACUCAUGUGCUGUAUAUAUAGUAUUUAUUAUGGCCAAUAUUUGUUUAAAAUUAAUUCAGAAUAGUAUGUUGCAGGGUUCUUUUUUGACCUUGUCGUUAAUUCCUUUUGUUUUUAUCGUUAUCUUAACUGAUUGUGAAGCAACAUACAAACAUAUUACAUACAGUAUCAGCAAUAUUUACUGUACUUGAGCCUCCCCCCCCCCCCCCCCCCAUUAUGGUUGUCUUUCUUGAUGCAGCACAUAGUACUUUAAUAUCCAAAUGGUGAGGGAAAAAUGACUUGUGUGUUUAUUUAUUGUUCAUGUUAUUUUACAAAUGUAUAUGUGAUAUAUGGAUUUCCUUAAUAUGGAUGUGAAAAUGGUUAUUUUAUCAUUUUUAUCAAUUUUUAAUAUCCACACUAUUUUAGAUUUGCUCAUAUAUUUACAAUUUAUACAUUUCCUAACCGGUGGUUGUAGCUGUGGUUGCGAUCAGUGCCGAGACUGUGCUAGGCUGUACUUUUACAAUUCUUACUAAACUGACACUGGCUAUUCAUGAUCAUCAAUCAUUCCUAGGAAUAUGUAAUAACAUAGAAAUUGAUCUUAGAUAUCAUUAUUUCAUGCUGAGAGUGAAUUAAAAUCUGAAUUUUUAACAAACAAAUUCCUAUCUGUAUUUUGCCUCAUUCACCAGUACAUGUAUUACAUCGAGCAAAGAUCAACAAAAAAAAAUUGUAAAGACAAAGUGCAAUUAUUUUUCUGAUUUCAUCUUAUUUGAUCUCUACAUAAUAAAAUCUGGUUUGUAUUCAUGGACAGUCUUAAUACAUGUAGAAGAAAUAUUGAUAUAGUGUGUUGUUGAAGUUCAUUGCGAGAGUAUUGUAUCAAUUUGUAUCAUGUUUCUGUGCCCAUUCCAAAGGCAGUCCUGUUUUAUCACUUUAUUUAUAACUCAAAUAAGAGAAUAAAAUUUUCAUUUAUAUAAA